UAUGGCUUGAAGUUGAAGUUUUAUUUUAAGGAAUUUUUUGGUUGAUUCAAUUCUUUUCGGUUUAAAAUUUUCCAUGUUUUAAAGUGAAAUUUGCGUGGUCAUAAUAAUUUUAAUAAUUAUUCGAUUCGUGAAUUUUGUGUAAAAUCGACAUGAGUAAAGUUUGUGUUAUUUGUUCUGGAAACGGCAUUUAUAAGUGCCCCACAUGUUUUAUAUAUUAUUGUUCAGCAAAAUGCUGUAAAAAGCACCGAGAAAACGAAUGUGAACUAUUUAAGAAGGAAGAACAACCCGAUCCUGAUUCUGAAGAAAAGACCAAGAAAACUUUAAAAACUGGUGAUGAGGUAUCAGCAGAUAGAUUACAGUUAUUAAAGAAUAGUGAUGAAGUUAAGAAUCUUUUGAGCAAUCCACAUUUGCGAGAUCUACUGGUGACAAUAGAUGAAGCAGACAAUGCUGAGCAGAUAAUGCAGAAAGCUAUGCUGGAGCCUAUAUUUGUUGAAUUUGCUGAUGCUUGUAUUAAGGCUGUUGAACAUCCUAAUAGCAAUCGGGAUGAGGGACAAGAUCAAACGUGAACUGUUUAUUAAAGCAUAAUGCUGAUUUUCUUUCCUAUUUUCUUUAUUUUGGAUCAAUAAGGAAAAUAGGUGAUCUAAUUCAAAGUCUGUCCAUAUCUCCAUGUCACGAAUAGCUCUUCUUUAAUACUUUCUACUUAAUUGAUUUUGUUUUACUUUUUAAGUUAUAAAGAGCUUUAUAAAGAUAUAGUACUAGUAUACAUUUGUUAGAAUUAGACAUUUGCAUGCAUCUAAAUUCAUAUACUUAGUUGGAUUUCAACUUUUGGAAUGUGACAUUCAAUUUAAUUUUGAAUUCUUAAAAAAUUAAUAUCAAUUUAUGUAUCUUUCGAUUCCUAGCUGUAUAAUCAAACAUUCAUUCACCAGAAUCUUAAAUGUGUUCAAAGUCACAUAUUAAAGGCUGAAAUCUGAAAGCAGUAAUAAAUUUUGUAUGUUAAAUAUACAUUCUUAUACUCUUUUUAUAUAAUUUUGUGUAUGGUAUAUUUGAAACAAAUAAAAUUAUUACUGAGA
Sitophilus oryzae (rice weevil) is the source of this 1070-nucleotide messenger RNA. Its product is annotated as zinc finger HIT domain-containing protein 3. Gene Ontology annotation, biological process: box C/D snoRNP assembly; maturation of LSU-rRNA from tricistronic rRNA transcript (SSU-rRNA, 5.8S rRNA, LSU-rRNA); snoRNA localization. Lineage: Eukaryota; Metazoa; Arthropoda; Insecta; Coleoptera; Curculionidae. Bases 150 to 566 code for a protein of 138 amino acids. The transcript has 3 exons. Gene Ontology annotation, molecular function: protein binding. The record is from RefSeq and is a predicted model, not a curated record. Gene Ontology annotation, cellular component: nucleus; pre-snoRNP complex.